AACUAUUUUUAAAGAUGACAUGUCUUUGAGAAUGUUUUGUUCUUCACUAGGUGUUUAUAAUGAAAACAAAACCUUGUGUGGCUCUUAUAGUGUCAAUAGAGCAUCUCUUUGUUUUAUGUCUCAUGCCUAAAGUGCCUCUUUCCACUAUUAUCUUGAGCUACUCCUAAAAGAAGACAUUAUACAAAGAGACAGUUUAGGUGGAAUAAAUACUGGGAUUUUCAUGCAGCUUGAAAUGGCCAUUGCUUUGUCACAAAGGGAAAGAGACUUUAUCAAUUAGCAGAGAAGGAAGCACCUGUGAUCUUUAACUACUGGAAGUAUUUAUUUCUGCAAAUAUGCAUUCAUAUCUUGCCUCAUAUUUGCCUGAUUAGGAUGAUUCUUCCCCCGACUCAGAAAUCUGGAUUCAGUUAAGUUCUCUGCCCAUGUAUGGUACUCUGUUAAGAACUUCAGGGCCUCAAGUGGAGGAAAUCGCAGAGGUUUCUAAUUUCACGAUGGAAGACAUCAACCACAAGAAAAUUAGGUACUCAGCUGUGUUUGAGACCGAUGAUCACCUGAUUACCGAUAGCUUCCAUUUCUCUGUGUCUGAUAUGGACCACAACCGCCUGGACAAUCAGAUGUUUACCAUCAUGAUCACUCCUGUCAGGAAUCCACCACCAGUCAUUGCUUUUGCUGACCUUAUCACGGUUGAAGAGGGAGGGAGAGCCCCACUCUCCUUUCACCAUUUCUUUGCUGCUGAUGACCAUGACAACCUCCAGGGAGAUGCCAUCAUUAGACUAAGUGCUCUGCCCAAGUAUGGCUGCAUCGAGAACACAGGAACAGGUGAUCGUUUUGGCCCUGGAACUACCAGUGACCUAGAAGCAUCGUUCCCUAUACAACAUAUCCUGGAAAACUAUAUUUACUACUUUCAGAGUGUUCAUGAAAGCAUUGAGCCGACCCAUGACAUUUUUAGUUUUUAUGUAAGUGAUGGAAACAGUCGUUCAGAAAUCCACAGCAUCAAUAUCACCAUCGAGAGGAAGAAUGAUGAGCCUCCCAAGAUGAGCCUGUGGCCCCUCCGUGUGCAGCUGAGCUCAGGAGUGGUGAUAAGCAAUUCUUCUUUGAGUCUGCAAGACCUGGACACUCCAGAUAAUGAACUGAUUUUUGUAUUGACAAAGGAACCUGACCACGGUCAUCUACUCCAGAGGAAAAGUGCUUCUGAGCCUUUGGAGAAUGGGAGGAUUUUAGACCAGGGUUCAUCUUUCACCUACCAGGACGUCCUGGGUGGCCUGCUCGGGUACAUGCCUGGCGGUCCUCGUGUGGCAGUGGAUGAGUUCCGUUUCUCCCUCACUGAUGGCCUCCACGUGGACACAGGGAGGAUGGAGAUAUACGUAGAUCUGCCUACGGGUGACACCCCCUACAUGGCUAUUAACCGAGGCCUACAGCUCUCAGCAGGGUCUGUAGCACGCAUCACACAACAGCACCUGAAAGUGACAGAUACUGACUCAGAUGACCGUCAGGUGAUGUACAUCAUGAAGGAAGAUCCUGGUGCAGGGCGCCUGCAUAUGGCAAAGCAUGGCGACCGGGAGCGCAUCUCCGUUAAGGGCCCCAUUCGAAGUUUCACCCAGGCUGACAUUCGCCAAGGCCACGUAGAAUACAGCCACAGAAAAGGGGAAUCUGGCGGGAGCUUUGCUUUCAGAUUUGAUGUGGUUGAUGGAGAAGGCAACAAAUUGGUUGGCCAGUCAUUUUCCAUCAGUGUUUCAGAAGACAAAUCCCCACCAGUCAUCACUACCAAUAAGGGGCUGGUCUUGGAUGAAAACUCUGUGAAGAAAAUCACCACCCUACAGCUCUCUGCCACGGACCAGGAGAGUGAGCCUGCAAGACUUACCUACAGCAUCACCAGACAGCCCCACCUGGGCCACCUAGAACAUGCAGCGUCACCGGGUAUCCAGAUUAGUUCCUUUACUCAAGCUGACCUGACUUCACGAAACAUUCAGUAUGUCCACUCCAGUGAGUCUGAGGAACAUUCAGAUGCCUUCAGCUUUACGCUGUCGGAUGGAGUCAAUGAGGUGACUCAGACUUUCCACAUCACUAUUCGCCCUGUGGAUGAUUCGCUGCCCAUUGUGCAGAACUUGGGGAUGCGGGUACAGGAGGGUGUGAGGAAGACCAUCACAGAGUUUGAGCUCAAGGCGGUGGAUGCAGACACAGAGGCUGAGUCUGUCACAUUCACCAUUGUGCAGCCCCCACGCCAUGGCACCAUCGAGCGAACCACCAAUGGGCAGCAUUUCCGGCACACCUCCACCUUUACCAUGGAAGACAUCUACCAGAACCGGGUCAGCUACAGCCAUGAUGGCAGCAACUCCCUCAGAGACUGGUUCACCUUCAUUGUUGCGGAUGGAACAAAUCCUUUCUUUAUUAUUGAGGAAGGAGGGAAACAGAUUAUGACAGCAGCACCUCAGCAGUUCCAAGUAGACAUCCUCCCAGUAGAUGAUGGUACCCCGAGAAUUGUUACCAACCUGGGGCUCCAGUGGCUGGAGUAUAUGGACGGCAAGGCAACCAACUUGAUCACCAAGAAGGAACUGCUGACCAUGGACCCAGACACGGAGGACCUGCAGCUUGUCUAUGAGAUUACCACGGGCCCCAAGCAUGGCUACGUGGAGAACAAGCUGCAGCCUGGCAGAGCUGCUGUGACGUUCACGCAGGAGGAUGUGAACUUGGGGUUGAUUCGCUACGUGUUACAUGAGGAGAAGAUCCAUGAGAUGAUGGAUAGUUUUCAGUUUCUGGUGAAAGACAGUAAACCCAACGUGGUCAGCGACAAUGUCUUCCAUAUCCAGUGGUCCCUCAUCAGCUUUAAAUAUACCAGCUACAAUGUCAGUGAGAAGGGGGGAUCUGUCAGCGUCACAGUGCAGAGGACUGGAAACCUGAACCAGUAUGCCAUCGUCCUGUGUCGCACUGAACAAGGCACCGCCAGCUCCAGCUCCAGGGUCAGCUCCCAACCCGGGCAGCAGGACUACGUGGAAUAUGCUGGCCAGGUUCAGUUUGAUGAGCGAGAGGACACCAAAUCCUGCACCAUUGUCAUCAACGAUGAUGAUGUGUUUGAGAACAUCGAGAGUUUCACCGUGGAGCUCAGCAUGCCAGCAUAUGCCCUACUAGGGGAGUUCACCCAGGCGAAGGUCAUUAUCAAUGACACUGAGGAUGAACCCACAUUAGAGUUUGAUAAGAAGACCUACCGAGUCAACGAGAGUGCUGGUUUUCUCUUUGCACCUAUUGAAAGAAAAGGGGAUUCAAGCAGCAUUGUAUCUGCGAUUUGCUACACCAUCCCUAAGUCCGCAAUGGGAAGUAGCCUCUAUGCUCUGGAGUCAGGCUCGGAUUUUAAAUCUAGAGGAAUGUCUGCUGACAGUCGCGUGAUAUUCGGGCCUGGCAUCACCAUGUCCACCUGUGACGUCAUGCUCAUUGAUGACAGCGAGUAUGAAGAGGAGGAAGAGUUUGAGAUUGCCCUGGCAGAUGCUUCUGCCAAUGCCCGCAUUGGAAGGGUGUCAUCAGCCAAGGUCUUUAUUAGUGGUCCCAACGAUGCCUCCACUGUGUCCCUGGGCAACACGGCUUUCACAGUCAGCGAGGACGCAGGCGCAGUGAAGAUUCCAGUUACCCGCCAUGGGACAGACCUUUCUACCUUCACAUCUGUCUGGUGUGCUACACGGCCCUCGGACCCAGCUUCUGCCACUCCAGGAGUUGACUACGUUCCCAGCUCUAGGAAGGUGGAGUUCGGGCCAGGUAUCACUGAGCAGUAUUGCACCUUGACUAUCUUGGAUGACACUCAGUAUCCAGUCAUUGAAGGACUGGAGACCUUUGUGGUUUUUCUCAGCUCAGCACAAGGGGCCGAACUGACCAAACCCUUCCAGGCUGUCAUUGCAAUUAAUGACACAUUCCAGGAUGUGCCCAGCAUGCAGUUUGCCAAGGAUUUGCUCCUAGUAAAGGAGAAGGAAGGUGUCCUGCAUGUGCCUAUCAUUCGGAGUGGAGACCUGAGCUAUGAGUCAUCAGUGAGGUGCUAUACUCAGGGCCACUCGGCUCGGGUCAUGGAGGACUUUGAGGAGAGGAGAAACACGGACUCUUCACGGAUUACGUUUCUGAAAGGGGAGAAAAUGAAGAACUGUACUGUCUCUAUCCAUGACGACUCCAUGUUUGAGCCUGAGGAACAGUUCAGGGUCUACCUCGGCCAUCCUCUUGGAAACCACUGGAGUGGAGCCAGAGUUGGAAAGAAUAAUAUGGCCACCAUCACCAUAUCCAAUGAUGAAGAUGCCCCCACCAUUGAGUUUGAGGAAGCAGCGUACCAAGUCCGGGAGCCCUCGGGGCCAGAUGCCACGGCCAUUCUGAACAUCAAGGUGAUCCGCAGAGGGGAUCAGAACAGGACGUCCAAGAUCCGCUGCAGCACCCGGGACGGGUCUGCACAGUCUGGUGUGGAUUAUUACCCAAAGAGCCGAGUCUUAAAGUUCAGUCCCGGUGUGGAUCAUAUCUUUUUUAAAGUUGAAAUCCUGUCCAAUGAAGACCGGGAAUGGCAUGAAUCUUUCUCCCUGGUCCUUGGCCCAGAUGACCCAGUAGAAGCAGUUCUUGGUGAUGUGACCACUGCCACAGUGACGAUUCUAGACCAGGAGGCAGCAGGGAGCCUCAUAUUGCCAGCUCCACCCAUCGUUGUCACACUCACCGACUAUGACCAUGUAGAAGAGGUUAACAAGGAAGGUGUCAAGAAGUCCCCCUCCCCAGGCUACCCGCUGGUCUGUGUCACCCCCUGUGACCCUCAUUUCCCCAAGUAUGGCGUCAUGAAGGAGCGCUGCAGUGAAGCUGGCAUCAACCAGACAUCUGUACAGUUCAACUGGGAAGUGGCUGCCCCCACCGAUGGCAAUGGGGCCCGGUCUCCCUUUGAGACUGUCACCGACAAUACACCUUUCACCAGUGUCAACCACAUGGUCCUGGAUAGCAUUUACUUCAGCCGGAGGUUCCAUGUACGUUGUGUGGCAAAGGCUGUGGACAAGGUGGGCCAUGUGGGGACCCCUUUAAGGAGCAACAUUGUUACCAUCGGAACAGACAGUGCUAUCUGUCACACCCCAGUGGUGGCUGGGACAGCCAGAGGCUUUCAGGCUCAAUCCUUCAUCGCUACCUUGAAAUACCUGGACGUCAAACACAAGGAGCAUCCAAACAGAAUCCACAUAUCCGUGCAGAUCCCACACCAGGAUGGAAUGCUGCCCCUUAUCUCCACCAUGCCUUUGCACAACUUGCAUUUUCUGUUAUCUGAGUCCAUCUACAGACACCAGCAUGUCUGCUCUAAUCUUGUCACCACCCGCGAUCUGAGAGGCAUCUCAGAGGCAGGGUUCCUGGAUGACUCAGUCUACGACAGUGCAGCCCUGGGGCCUGGCUAUGACCGCCCCUUCCAGUUUGAUCCCAAUGUGCGGGAGCCCAAGACCAUCCAGCUCUAUAAACACUUGAACCUGAAGAGCUGUGUCUGGACCUUCGAUGCCUAUUACGACAUGACAGAGUUAAUUGACGUCUGUGGGGGGUCAGUCACUGCCGACUUCCAGGUGAGAGACUCUGCUCAGUCGUUCCUGACAGUGCACGUGCCUCUCUAUGUGUCCUACAUCUAUGUGACAGCUCCCCGGGGCUGGGCCUCCUUGGAACACCACACUGAGAUGGAGUUUUCCUUCUUCUACGACACUGUUCUCUGGAGAACAGGAAUCCAGACAGACAGUGUGCUCUCUGCCAGGCUUCAGAUAUUAAGAAUCUAUAUUCGAGAGGAUGGCCGUCUCGUCAUUGAAUUCAAGACCCAUGCCAAAUUCCGAGGACAGUUUGUGAUGGAGCACCACACACUCCCUGAUGUGAAGUCUUUCAUCUUGACUCCAGACCACCUAGGAGGAAUUGAAUUUGGCCUGCAGCUACUGUGGAGUGCUCAGACCUUCGAUUCUCCGUAUCAACUCUGGAGAGCCACAAGCUCUUACAACAGGAAGGACUACUCGGGGGAGUACACCAUCUACCUGAUUCCUUGCACAGUGCAGCCCACACAGCCGUGGGUUGACCCAGGAGAGAAGCCUUUGGCCUGUACUGCGCAUGCCCCAGAAAGAUUCCUGAUACCCAUUGCAUUCCAGCAGACCAACCGCCCCGUGCCCGUUGUGUAUUCACUCAAUACUGAAUUUCAGCUGUGCAAUAAUGAGAAGGUGUUUCUAAUGGAUCCCAACACAUCUGAUAUGUCACUGGCAGAAAUGGAUUACAAAGGAGCCUUCUCAAAAGGUCAAAUCCUUUAUGGCCGAGUGCUUUGGAAUCCAGAACAAAACCUUAAUUCUGCUUACAAACUUCAGCUGGAGAAAGUCUAUCUUUGUACUGGCAAGGAUGGCUAUGUCCCUUUCUUUGAUCCCACUGGGACAAUCUACAAUGAAGGGCCACAGUACGGAUGCAUUCAACCCAACAAACACCUAAAACACAGAUUCCUCCUGCUGGACCGCAGUCAACCAGAGGUAACUGAUAAGUACUUUCAUGACGUGCCCUUUGAGGCCCACUUUGCAUCUGAGCUGCCUGAUUUCCAUAUGGUCAGUAGCAUGCCAGGUGUGGAUGGAUUCACUCUGAAAGUGGAUGCACUCUAUAAGGUGGAAGCAGGACACCAGUGGUAUCUCCAGGUGAUCUACAUCAUCAGCCCUGACACCGUCUCAGGGCCCCGGGUCCAGCGCUCUCUCACAGCCUCUCUGCGGCGCCACCGAAGGGACCUGGUAGACCCUAGCGGUCAGCUGACCCUUGACGAUUCCCUCAUCUAUGACAACGAAGGGGACCAAGUCAAGAACGGCACCAAUAUGAAGUCCCUGAACCUAGAGAUUCAAGAGCCCAUUGUCGCUGCUUCUCUGUCCCAAACUGGGGCAUCUAUUGGCAGUGCGCUAGCUGCUAUCAUGCUUCUCCUUCUGGUGUUUUUGGCGGCUUGUUUUAUCACCAGGAAGUGCCGGAAACACAGGAAAAAGCCGCCCACAGAGGACAUUUUGGAGGAAUACCCUCUGAAUACCAAGGUGAACAUGUCUAAGCGGAGCUCGGACAGGGUGGAGAAGAACGUGAACAGACAGUACUGCACGGUGCGGAAUGUGAACAUACUGAGUGACAACGACGGGGCUUAUGCAUUCAAAGGUGCUAAAGUAAAAAAAUUGAAUCUGGAAGUCAGAGUUCACAACAAUUUACAGGACGGGACAGAAGUUUAAUGGAGGACACCCAUGUGUAUUUUUUUCUAAAAUCAUUUUUAUAAAACAGGGGGAAAUACUGGUAUUUUUAUAAUAAUCUUGCAAAUUAAAAAGGGAAAACUGUAGCUUUAAGCGGUGGAAGGCACACAUCACAUGCAUCAACUCACAACUGAGCUACCUCAUUAAACACAACCACUGAGGACCCCAGGUUAUUGGAAUAGUUCUUUCUGUGGAUCCCUUUAAUAGUCUCAGCAGCUACGAUUGCUCCUUAUGCAAGGCUGAUCUAAGAAAGCCGUGUUUUACCAUUAGGACAGGAGUUAGACAAUGAGGUUAGCCAAUGGAGUUCAGAGGACUGCGGAAUGCACAGUGGCAGAUCUCAGGGGGGGUUGUGGUUCAGGGCCUUUGGUUUCCUCCCCCACCUCAGCUUUCUUCUGCUUGGGCUUUUUCCUGGGCCUCUGGGCAGCAGAGUUCAAAUUGCUGACACCCAGAUUCCAUUCAAAAUUCUGCUAAUCAGCACAACAGAUAUGUUUGCUCAUUGUAUCCACUUGACAACCUGCACGCCAUGACCUCUAACUAUACUUUGCUUUUCCAGAGUCCUUUUUACCUAGGGGUUCAAAGUGCUCUAGACCAGAGCACUUCUUCAUAACUCAUGGGAGAAACCUUGGGUCUCUCCUGUCAGACAUCAGGCAUCAGACAUCAGGCAGAGCAGAACACCCCUUAAGGAGGGAGAGACUGAAACCUGGGGAAAGAGGGGGCCUGGCAAGCACCUCAGAGCACAUUGGUGAUGUAUUGCCCCCAGGCCCAGGGAGAGGUCCUUCUGCCUGGCUAGUUUAUGCUGCACCAAGGACUUGUGAAGACAUCCUCCCUGUGGAAGGAUACUACAAAACAAGAUCAGUGCACCGUGGCCUUCUUAUGAGACAUUGCCAUGGAGGCUUAAAACACCUACAACACUUCCUGCUACCCCAGGCUUUGCCCAGUCCUAUAAAAGACAAGCCUGUGUACUUUGCUAGCUGUAGGGCUUUUAUUUUUUUAGGGCUUCAGGAAACUAAGUGAUUCAUUUGAAUAAAUCAAAUUAGGAGAAAGCCCAGUCCAGAGUGAAAUCAGUUAAUCGGUGCCUACUAUUACUCACAGCAGAUAAAAUAUUGGUAUUCACCAAUAUUCAGCAGACAAAGUAUUAGUGCUCACAGAAGAUAAAAGCACGCUUCCUGGUACCAUAUUUCAGGGAUUUCUCAUUUAAAGGGGGUUCUUUUCUGGUAGCUCAGGCACUUAUUUUACCAUAUUAGCACAUGACAAGGCCAUAAACAUAUGGCUUUAAAAUGUCUUAGUGUUCAAAUAGCAGCUUAACGAUUUUGCACGUAGUGUGCACACAGCUUGCUUUUGUGUUUCUUUUUGGUCCCUGCCUUACCGGCAAAAACAUUAGCAUGCAUGUCAUGUUGUUUUGAAAUGGAGGCACAAUUCCAUUGUUCAGGAGUAAAAGACACGUUCUCUUCCCGAUGCAUGGCACACCAUAAUCGCCGAACAAAUAACAGCGCACUGACAUUGUGUAAUAUUUGUAUUAGAAUGACCCAAGCUCUUUGAGAACAUUCCAAACUGGAAGCACUUUGGUACUAAAAACUAUACAGAAUGAACUGCGAAGGGUUUUAAGCAUCUCUCCCAGACUCCAAACUCCUUGAGAACAGGACCUGUGUGAGCCAUGCCUUUGAUUAUUCAGCAGUGCCUUGCACAUAAUAAACACUCCAGAAAUAUUUGUUGAGUGAACAAAUGACUGGUGUCAUGGGUGAGUGAUAGAGGAAUAAAUUUAGGAAGGGAGUUGAGAGCAAUAUCACAAGUUCAAGUAAAGAAAAAAAAUAAAAACUGUCUUCUACUGGAUUAUGCAAUAAUACUCUUCUUCUCAUUGGAACAAAGAACACCAAUUUACACAGGCAUGACUCUGGUAGUGGUCUUAAAGAGAACAGAAAAGUCCUAACAAUGCAUUAGGAGGAGAGGAGACUGUAACUCGGUCUCUAGAGCAGGACAUUUAGAGGAAUGCCUGACUUAGCAUUCUGAGAUGAGUAUAAAGUUUCCAGGAGAGGAUGAAUUGGGGGAGCCCAGAACCAGAAACUCCUGACUGGUCAGGGGGUACUUGAGACUAGCUCGGGCAAUUCGGAGCAGAACUGUAUCAGCCUCACAAACAUCCAGAAUUGGUGUCUCAUGGCUGGAGAGCUCACCAGUGGGCAUGGAAUCUUCUCCAGAAAAACCUAGAAAGUUAAUGCUAAUUGUACAAGGACAGGAAGCCAGUCAUUUGUGGAGCAACUUUUGAUUUGGCCCAUUAUUUGUAACUGCUUCCAGUGCCAGAAUGCCUAUACAUUAAAGCAGCACUUUUCCAUUUGUUCAAAUAUUCUUCUCACAUACCCCUUCCAUUACUACAGAACUGGACAGAUACACGGGAAGAGCACAGAUAGAGCAGAAUGAAGCUCGUGUGGGAAGCAAUGGAGACAGAUCUCCGAGUGCUCCUAGCAGCCUCUUUGUAGGUCUGGCAGGACAAGACAGCUUCCUGUGGGGACCCGGAGACAGAAAACUAUCUGUUAGAAAGGCAAGCCCUUGGAAUAUUCCUGCCGCCCUUCCUCUCUGCCCUACCUCCCCCCCCCCAUGACAUACACACCAUUGAAUGUGGUAUUUCUCUAGUAGAUGCACACUUAUUACACAGAAAGUUUAAGAGAUACAAAGUUGAGAUUGACUGCUUUGAGACACACUUUUUCAUUUUGUUGUGUUUUAUACUUCGUGUGAGGAAUCAGAUCCUUUGGUGACUGAUGUGGGAUUAUAUUUCAGUCAAAACUCUGCUUUCAGUUUCUCUGACUUGCUCACUAAUGCCUUGUGUGUGUUUUACUAACCUUUUCUACCAUGCUUUUAGGUAAGAAGGAACAAAACCCCUCAGGGGUUGCUAUUUGCUAUCACAUGCUGUGAAGGUUAAAAGGAAGAAGAGUGCACCUUUUUUUCUGUCUCUCUGCCCUUUUCUUGUCCCCCAGGCCUCCUGGAGGACUCCUGCAGAUUCUUAUGGGUGGAUGGGAAAUAACGUUGGCAUGUGUUUGCACAGUCUUAUGACGUUCAGUCUCAGCUUCCUAUAGGAAUUUUUGUUACUCUCGGAUACUACCCACCUGUUCAGACUGAAUAAAAUAUUUGUGGUGCUGUCAACCUGAUUCUUUGACUCUCAAGUGAUUUAUGUAUUCCAAUACCAAUGUUUGUGUUAUGAAUUUCUGAUUUCUCCAAUAGCAUAUGCCACUAUAUAAAUUUGUAUUAAUAAAUGACAGUGUGGUCGCG
Molecule: messenger RNA, 10466 nt
Organism: Hipposideros armiger (great roundleaf bat)
Lineage: Eukaryota; Metazoa; Chordata; Mammalia; Chiroptera; Hipposideridae
Product: extracellular matrix protein FRAS1
Exons: 36
Coding region: 420-7190 (2256 amino acids)
Biological process (GO): cell communication; anatomical structure morphogenesis
Cellular component (GO): membrane
Source: RefSeq, a predicted model, not a curated record